AUGCAGGUGCUUCAGGGCUUAUCCUUCAAGGAUGUGGCUGUGAACUUCACUGAGGAAGAAUGGAGAGAACUGGACCCUGCUCAGAGAGACUUGUACAGGGAUGUAAUGCUUGAGAACUAUAGGAACCUGGUCUCCUUGGGAUUUCCAUUUUCUAAACCUGAUAUCAUCUCCCAGUUGGAACAAGCAGGAAACCCAUGGAUGCAGGAGAGAGAAGUGGGGGUGGGAACCCAACAUGGAGAGAAACCGUAUGAAUGUAGUGAAUGUAGAAAAACUUUUGGUAAUUAUUCAGCCCUUACAGUACAUCAGAGAAUUCAUACUGGAGAGAAACCAUAUGAAUGCAUGGAAUGUGGAAAAGCCUUUAAUCAUAACGUCUCUCUUAUCCAACACCAGAGAAUCCAUACUGGAGAGAAGCCCCAUGAAUGUAAUGAAUGCGGGAAGGCUUUCAUUCAGAUAACGCACUUUAUUCAACAUCAACGAAUUCAUACUGGCGAGAAACCUUAUGAAUGUAACGAAUGUGGUAAAGCCUUCAGUCACAAUUCAUCCCGUAUUGAACAUCAGUUUAUUCAUACUGGAGAGAAGCCCUAUGAAUGCAGGGAAUGUGGGAAAGCCUUUAGUCACAACUCUUCCCUCAUUGUCCAUCAGUUUAUUCACACUGGAGAGAAACCCUAUGAAUGUAGUGAGUGCGGCAAGGUCUUUAGUCAAAGCUCACACCUCUAUCAACAUCAGAGAACUCACACUGGAGAGAAACCUUACACCUGUAAUGACUGUGGGAAAGCCUUCAGUGAUCGAUCAGCACUUAUUCGACAUCAGAGAACUCAUACUGGAGAGAAACCCUACAAGUGUAGAGAAUGUGAUAAAGCUUUCAGCCAGAGCUCAACCCUCACAAAACACACAAAAACCCACACUGGAGAGAAACCUUACACCUGUAAAGAUUGUGGGAAAGCCUUCAGCCAGAGUUCAUCGCUGACGCAACAUCAGAAGAUUCAUACUGGAGAGAAACCAUUUGAUUGUCCUGAGUGUGGGAAAGCCUUCAGUAGAAGUGCCCAUCUUACUCAACAUCAGAGGAUUCACACUGGAGAGAAACCCUGUGAGUGUAAUGAAUGUGGCAGAGCCUUCAGGUGUAGUUCAGCCCUCAUUAGGCAUCAGAGACUUCACAGUGGAGAAUCACUCUGAAUGUGUGGUCAUUCAGACUCCUCACUUUGUUAAAUACCAAAGAAUCCUACUUUCAUGGGUUAUUAUAAUUGUGAUCUCCCCCCCCCUUUUUUUGAAAAUGCUCUCCUCCCAUUUUCUCCUGCAAAGAAUUAGCUGCCAGAAUACCACAAAUCCAUGUGGAGAAAUACUGAUCUGAAAGCUGGAAUAGCCUAAGAAACCAACCAUUAAUCUUUCUGUGUGUGUGUAUUUUCAUCUGUACCUGAAAAUGACUGAUGUCACCAUGAAGUGAUUUUUUUUUUUUUCCUGGCCCCAGGAAUAGGCUCUUCCAACACGCAAAGGAAUUCCAGUUGUUCAAACUUGAGCUCAUUGCCCCUCCUUGUACUGAUUGGAAUACUGCCAUGUCCAAGUGAAAUGGACUCAUGGUUGAUCGUAUAUUCAAAUACCACCUUUAUAUAAAUCUUUGUCUUAAUAUACAAUCAUUC
Messenger RNA from Neomonachus schauinslandi (Hawaiian monk seal), 1634 nucleotides. RefSeq names its product zinc finger protein 383-like. Bases 1 to 1173 code for a protein of 390 amino acids. The transcript has 4 exons. Lineage: Eukaryota; Metazoa; Chordata; Mammalia; Carnivora; Phocidae. The record is from RefSeq and is a predicted model, not a curated record. Gene Ontology annotation, biological process: regulation of DNA-templated transcription.